GAGGACGCGGCUGCCUGCUGUAGUUACGCGACAGGGCAAACGCGCCGGGGUGACGACAUCUGCCUGAUUCGCGACAACCAUCACCAGGCAUCUCUGUCCCAAGUGUGAACAAAAUAGACAUUUCUUCCUACCGGUACAGCUUGCAUCGUUGCAAUUGAGUGGUUAUAAGCUGAUAGACCACUAUUCACUGAACACCGACACCCUCUUCCAAAGCUGGACUCUUGACGAUCUGGUAUACCCAGUCACAAUGGGGGAUCGAUCUGAGUACGAGAGAAGAGAUGAGGAGGAGGAAGAGGAGGAGUUGGGCGAGAUGGACUACAAAGCUCAGAAAGAUGCCUUGAUCUUCGCCAUAGACGUCAGCAGCUCCAUGCUGCAAGUCCCGCCUCACUCAGACGAUAAGAAAGCGGACAAGGACUCGGCUGUACUUGCAGCCUUGAAAUGUGCAAAUCAGCUGAUGCAGCAGCGCAUCAUAUCCAAUCCCAAAGACAUGAUGGGCAUAAUGUUCUUUGGCACGGAGGGGACCAAGUUCCGCGAAGGCGACGGCCAUCAGAGUGCACUGGGCUACCCGCACUGCUAUGUCUACACUGACCUCGACAUCCCUUCUGCCGAGGAUGUCAAGGCGCUGAAGGCCUUGCUGGAAGACGAUAGCGAGGAAGCCUCCGAGAUCCUGGUUCCGGCUAAGGAGCAAGUCAGCAUGUCAUCCGUGUUGUUCUGUGCUAAUCAGAUCUUCACGACGAAAGCGCCCAACUUUGGUUCGCGGCGGCUGUUCAUCAUCACGGACAAUGAUGAUCCACAUGCCAAUGACAAGAAAUCGAAGGAGGCCGCAGCGACCCGGGCAAAGGAUCUGUAUGAUCUAGGAGUGACAAUAGACCUUUUCGCUAUCACGCGAGGAGACAACAAAUUUGACUUGACCAAAUUUUACGAUGAUAUCAUCUACCGAGAUCCGACGUCAGACGAGACGAGCUCCUAUCGAGUGUCAAAGGCGACAUCGGGCGAUGGCAUCACCUUGAUGAACUCUUUGGUCUCUAACAUCAACUCAAAGCAGACUCCCAAGCGUGCCUACUUCUCAAACAUGCCUUUCGAGCUCGGCCCAGGCUUGACAAUAUCCGUAAAAGGCUACAUCAUUCUUCAAAAACAAAUGCCUGCAAGAAGUUGCUAUGUUUGGCUCGACGAUGAGAAAGCCCAGAUAGCUGUCGGUGAGACAGCCCGGAUCGCGGAAGACAGCGCUCGCACAGUUGAAACUGGCGAGGUCAAGAAGGCUUACAAGUUCGGUGGGGAGUACGUAUACUUCAGCGAAGAGGAGCAGGGCUCCAUCAAGCAGUUUGGAGGUGCGGUCAUACGAGUUAUUGGUUUCAAGAACCGGUCACUGCUCAAAUUCUGGCACGCUGUGAAGAAGUCGACAUUCAUCUUCCCGAGUGAAGAGGGCUUUGUUGGCUCCACCAGGGUGUUCUCAGCUCUGUGGGCGAAGCUACUCAAAUCCGACAAGAUCGGAAUUGCUUGGCACAUCGCCAGGAAGAACGGCAACCCUCAACUCGUCGCGAUCGUGCCAUCAAGAGGACCCUCCGCUGAGCCGUCUGGGAUUGAGGCUAUUCCUGCAGGCCUAUGGCUCGUUCCAAUUCCCUUCGCCGACGAUGUCCGAGAACCACCAGAAGGCAUGACGGGGCGCCUGAAAACGACGCCAGACCUUGCAAACAAGAUGCACACGAUUAUCCGCCAGCUGCAAUUACCCGCAGCAAGCUACAACCCGGCGAAAUAUCCCAAUCCGGCCCUUCAAUGGCACUACAGAAUCCUGCAGGCUCUUGCCCUCGAGGAUGAGGUGCCCGAGCAACCCGACGAUGCUACUGUGCCGAAGUAUCGCGCCAUCCACAAGCGCUGUGGCGCCUAUAUACAAGAGUGGGCUGCCACUGCAAAUGACGUGCUAGGACAAAUUCAGGACAGAAAAUCCGUCAAGAGAGACCUGCAAGACGACGAUGACGAGCCACCACGCGCGAAGAAGUCCAAGGCAGCGGCGACAGGAAGUUCCAAAGGCGGAGAUAGUGGUGUGAGCAACGAUGCAGUGCUGAAGAGACGGUACAAGGAUGGCACACUAUCGAAGCUCACUGUGGCAGACCUGAAGACUGUGCUGGUUGAGCGAGGCAUAGAAGCGAAGGGUCUAAAAAAGGACCUGGUCGAACGCGUAGAGCAGUGGGCAGAGGAGAACAUGUGAAGCCGGCUUGAUUCUUCCCAACAAGACGAACAAAAGUAAAACAUCUUUCACCAAAAGUGACCGUCUUAUGAAUGAAAGCAACAUGGCAUGUGAGGCGAAAUUCCUUUGCAUUUCGUGCAAACGAUAUUGUGUCAAUGUUCGGUGACUUGAGUUGAUGAACAGCAGUGGCAGCCUUAGGCGUGUAAGUGCUUACCUGAAGGUGCU
Molecule: messenger RNA, 2410 nt
Organism: Microdochium trichocladiopsis
Lineage: Eukaryota; Fungi; Ascomycota; Sordariomycetes; Xylariales; Microdochiaceae
Product: SPOC like C-terminal domain-containing protein
Exons: 4
Coding region: 248-2206 (652 amino acids)
Biological process (GO): cellular response to gamma radiation; telomere maintenance; cellular response to X-ray
Cellular component (GO): nucleus; Ku70:Ku80 complex
Molecular function (GO): telomeric repeat DNA binding; DNA helicase activity; double-stranded DNA binding
Source: RefSeq, a predicted model, not a curated record